CGGUUACCAUAACGACAGUCAAGAUGGCAGCGAUGGCGUCUGAAGAUGAACAUGCAGCGUCUGAAGUUUUGAGAGGACUCCACCGACACCUGAACUGUCUAAACGAAGACAACAAAGCGGCAAGAAAGAGAGCUCUUGAGUUGAUAAAGAAAGAGACAGUGGAUAAAGGACUUUCCAGCUCCGUCUUACAGGAAGUUUUCUCAGCCAUCCUCAAACCUCUCCUCAAAUGUCUGUCAGACCCGAUGGAGAGAUGCAGAGAAACCACGAUUGUCACAAUGACUGAGUUUAUUCGAUGUGUUCCCAAACCCGAGGACUCUUUGCCUUAUCUUAUUCCUUGUCUGGCUCAGCGUUUUGGCGAGAAGGAUAUCUUGGAGCCUGCGGAGGAGCUCCGACUGUUAGCCGUGGAGAUGUUGACUCUGACAGUGGAGGUGUGCGGGACGCAUUUAGCGCCUUAUGUGAACGAAAUUAUCAACAUUCUCCAAAGAACCAUCGUCGACCCUUUCCCGGAUGUUAAAAGAGAAAGCUGCAAAUGCACUGUAAACUUUGCGAAGUGUGUGCCAGAACAUUUUCACAUGCAAGCUGAGAGUCUCGUGAAACCUCUCAUGCUGACCAUAACUCAUCUGCACUCCCGAGUACGAGUGUCAACCAUUGAAGCCACUGGGGCGGUCAUUAAGCAUGGCAGUGGAAAAAAUGUGAAUGACGUACUCUUGCACUUGGCUCAACGACUCUUUGAUGAUUCACCACAGGUGAGAAAAGCUGUAACUGCAGUUGUUGGGGAUUGGCUUUUAAAUAUGAGAGACCGAUACUCCUAUUUCCACAAAUUCAUUCCGCUUCUACUGAGCAGCAUCACUGAUGAGAUACCAGAAAUAAGGCUUUUAGCUGCAGAUUUUUGGAAGCAGGUUGGCACACAGUGGGAGAAGGAAAAUGAGGAUGACAUAAAAGACAAGCUGGACUUCCUGCUUACCCCACCACUUCACUACCCUGAAGGAGUGGAACGUCCAGGACUGGGCUGCAGAGAACUGGUGGUGAGAAACCUGGGGAGGCUGGUACCAGCAAUCACCCAUGACAUGACUGACUGGCUGGUGCCGACACGGGUCAGGACCUCGCAGCUCCUUUCUGUGCUGCUGCUGCAUGCUGAGGACCACACCACUCAGCACCUGCAGCCUCUGCUGGCCGUGCUCUACCGGGCCUGCAUGGACUCAGAGAGGGAUGUGGUCAACAAUUGCCUGGCAGCUGCUAAACUGAUAGGGACCUUUGUUCCUCCACCUGUCUUCCUCAAGCUGCUGCUUGAACAUGUGACAGCACCUCACUCUUCCUCGCACCCCUGGGCGCCCCUCAUGGUUCUGGCUGCGGUGCUGGGAGGGUGCCCCGAAGUACAACUGACACCACAUCUCCAGCAGAUUGCCAGCACUCUGGUUCAGCCUGAUGUCUGCCAGGAAUACCAACAGGUUAUGUACUUGGAGCAGUUGUUGGCAUGUGUGGAUGUGCUGCUGCAUCAGUGUGAGUCCGAAUGUGCCUCAGUAAGCCUGCAGCUGCUGCAGGUGCUGGUCACUGUCCAGAGCCUCUCCACUGAGCCACAACUCAGCGCAAAGGCCUUGGAGAGUGCCCAUGUUUUAAGUAAGGUACAGGACUUGGACUUGACAGAACUCUAUAGGAGGCAUAUGGGACAACUGCUGGACUGGUUGUCUGUCUCCAUCAACACCUGGACUAGUUAUUCCCCACAGAGACUCCAACUACAAAUCAUAGUCAUGCAAUCAGGUCCGGUUAUUGGGGAGUUUUUGAACCAGUUGAUGCCUCUUCUCUACAGCUGCCUCGAACCAAACAGAGACACAGAAAUGAGGAUGAGCGUUUUCACCACGCUUGCCAAGCUGCUCUUGGAUGCGAGCAACACACUGGAUUCCCAGGGAUGUUUCCGCGAUGAGUCAGAGACYUUUCUUUGCAACAUCCUGCUUCCUAACCUGGCGUGGCAAGCAGGCCGCACCGCAGCCGCUGUUCGCACUGCAGCUCUCAGCUGUCUGUUAGCCCUGCUGCACGGAGGAAGCAUCACACCUGGACAGCUUCUGAGUGUGGAGGAAAAGCUGAGCCCUCGGGUGUUGUCAGCCCUGGAGGAGGACUCUCAGAUGAGCAGACUYUUAGCUUGUCGCUCACUCUCUGCCAUGCUCAGGCUCAUAGGAACCAGUUUGCACCAUGAAGCUCUCAACAAGAUUUAUCCCGAGCUGCUGAAGCGUCUGGACGACAGCAGUGAAGAGGUGCGCGGGGUGGCCCUGCAGGCUGUGGGCCUGUGGCUGUCCAGCGUGACCAAAGACUACAACCCUGAGCUCCGUGCUCCUCAUCUGCAGCUCCUCUUUCAGCAGCUCCUCCUGCAUCUGGAUGACCCUGACAGCUCAGUGCAGGACCAAGUGCUCGAAAUCCUGAAGAAAGGCAGCUCAGUCCACCCGACCCUCCUGAUGAGGGAGGCUGAGGCUGCGAGGGACAAACAGCGCAGUCCUCACCACUGUGAUGUCCUCCUUCAGCACAUCAGCUCACUGUCCACUGAGACAGACAGUCUGCAGGGACAGGACAAACACUCGGACUAAUGCUUGGGCCUCCACUGAAAAUUCAAUUAACUGUAAUAAAACAGUGUUAAAAUGUUUUUAAACAGUUUGUGUUUUUUAACGGAGCAAUUUUUCUACAUUUAUUCCUGAUUUUGAACUCUUUGUUCUGAUAAGUGGUUGUAGUGAAACAGCUGUUGUGUUUGCACAGCUCGAUAAGGUUGUUCUGUGUGUUCCUGCACUGUAACUCUGCCUGCAACAGAAUGAAUGGAUUUAUUUUUCAAAAUAAAAUACAUUUCUUGCCUAAA
This is a messenger RNA of Austrofundulus limnaeus, 2839 nucleotides long. It is a transcript of the gene dnaaf5, whose product is annotated as dynein axonemal assembly factor 5. The record is from RefSeq and is a predicted model, not a curated record. Bases 24 to 2576 code for a protein of 850 amino acids. The transcript has 13 exons. Gene Ontology annotation, biological process: outer dynein arm assembly; inner dynein arm assembly; cilium movement. Gene Ontology annotation, cellular component: cytoplasm. Lineage: Eukaryota; Metazoa; Chordata; Actinopteri; Cyprinodontiformes; Rivulidae. Gene Ontology annotation, molecular function: dynein intermediate chain binding.